Macadamia integrifolia is the source of this 594-nucleotide messenger RNA. RefSeq lists its product as uncharacterized. Bases 1 to 594 code for a protein of 197 amino acids. NCBI's taxonomy places the organism in Eukaryota, Viridiplantae, Streptophyta, Magnoliopsida, Proteales, Proteaceae. The record is from RefSeq and is a predicted model, not a curated record. The transcript is spliced from 3 exons.
AUGUAUUGGUCAGGAAAGAGCAUAUGGGUGGAAUGGAUCUACAAGAGGUUUCUGAAGAAGGAUACUAUUUGGGCUGUGAAGGCAAUUAGUGAGGCUUCUUGGGUAUGGAGGAAGAUUCUGAAGUAUAGGAAUGAAGUGGAAGAUGUUAUUAUGCAUAUAGUAGGUAAUGGAAGAUCCACUAAGUUAUGGCAGGAUAAUUGGCAUCCAAGGGGUCUCCUUAUUAAAGGAUUUGGUGACAGGAUAAGGUAUGAUUCUGGUUUACCUCAUCUUGCUACAGUGGAAGAAAUUUUAAGAGAUGGAAAAUGGCACCCUACUUCAGCUACAACAUUAGAUCUUAGAGAAGCUUGGGGAUGCCUUCAAUCUAUCCAUAGACUUCACUAUGAGAAAGAUGACUUAGUGGUGUGGAAAGGAGAUCCUAUAGGAGUAUUUACAGCCAAAUCAGCAUGGGAGAUAGUGAGAAGGAGAGGAAGAUUGGUUGGAAGAAAGCAGUGUGGUUUGAAGGAUGAGACUAUUAUUCAACCUCAGGACUUCCCAGAGGAGCUGAAUAGUUUAGUGAAGGAUGAUGCUGAGUUCAAGGUCUAUAAUAGAAUGUAA